AUGCCCGGCUUUGCCAAACUCGUCCUCUCCGUUCAGAAAGUCCGGGCUGCGAUCCACAACAGAAGGAAGGCGGGUGCCAAGGAGGAGCGCGGAUCGUCUUCAAGAGUAGGCCAUGCAGACCUCCCAUCUUCCUGCCUGUGGGACCUCCCAGUCGAGAUUCAAAUCCGCAUAUUCGCAUAUUCCGGCAUCACCGACUUCUAUCCCCUGAGACUCGUGUGCAAGGCGUUCUACCAACUUCUCACCUCGAAUGAGCAUGACAUUGUCCGGCAGUAUCUCCGCUUGCGCCGACAUGGUACCCUCCCAUCUCCGAUCGACAAUGACCGCACCUAUACUCGAGACCCAGGCGACGAUGUAGUCUUACUGUCGGACUUGUUCCCACCCUCCAAAAGCGCCAGAGGUGGCCACCUGUACACAUUCAAAUACUUGCAUGGACUGCGACGGAGGCAGGUGCUAUGCUCGAGGCUCUGCUACUACCUGGCAGAUCGAAUCGUCGAUCGGUUCGUCCAAAUCGGACCCGCAGCCGUGAGGGCUUCGUUUCCCACAAAGCGAAACGAGCGAAACGCCCUGGUGAAACGUGGCAUAGCUAGCAUAUGGUUUCACCUGGCACCACUAAUGUACUACAUACUCUACUUCCUCGAAUCGUACGCCUCCGCUCGGCGUGAGCACACGAACAUGCUGGUCCAAAAAUAUGAGGCAGGCCAGUUGCCGGUGCCUUUGCCACUCGAGAUACGCCAGAGGAUGUACCGCGAGCUACAGACCCGCAUCCUCCAAAGCCCCCCUUUUACCAACACCGCGGCAUUAGUCGCGACACAUCAUUGCAUGCACUUGCUGGUUUCAUAUAUUCGCUAUUCAAUGUCCCCGGAACAAGGCGAGAUAGAUGACUCGUGGAUCAGCUCGCUGCUUACAUUAGCCCCCUUCGUGCGCAUCGUCGAAUUCUUCUCUGCUGAGAUUGGAGACGGGGGAAGCCAACGAACACAGCGCAAAGACUUUAUGUAUAAUUUCUAUAACGACAUGACGAUGUAUCAAAAGGACCAUAUGAACUCGGUUGUCUUUGCGCGCGCGCCUGCGCAAAAUCUGCACAGUUCUGUACAAGAUAUUUGGUUUGCUGCUGCUGAGGCCGAGCUGAGAGCCCGGCAGGCUAUUCCUCAUGAUGUAGAGCACGUCUGGCUUUGGAAUGGAGUUCCAAUUGUUUUUGGGUGUCCGGAUUGCCAUCACACGCGAGGAUGGCAAGCAUGA
Penicillium bovifimosum is the source of this 1236-nucleotide messenger RNA. RefSeq names its product F-box protein. NCBI's taxonomy places the organism in Eukaryota, Fungi, Ascomycota, Eurotiomycetes, Eurotiales, Aspergillaceae. The transcript is spliced from 3 exons. The record is from RefSeq and is a predicted model, not a curated record. The coding region runs from base 1 to 1236 and encodes 411 amino acids. Gene Ontology annotation, molecular function: protein binding.